AAGGUUGUUGAUUAAAGAUUUAGAUGCUCCUGGAAAGUGGCUAGCAGAGAGAUAUCGCCGUGUUCUCAUGAACAAAUUCUGCGGGAGGUAUUUAAGAGAGAAGCGUCUCCAUCAGUUUCUCAUCUUUCCCGACCCAGUUCAUGCUGCUGUUCAACAAGCCCUUCAUGGCCUCGCUGUAGGACGCCUCAUGUUUGAGGUUUUCGAUUUUGAGCAAACCCAACUUAAAGCUGUGACUCUGUGA
Pyrus x bretschneideri (Chinese white pear) is the source of this 241-nucleotide messenger RNA. Its product is annotated as ribonuclease III domain-containing protein RNC1, chloroplastic. Lineage: Eukaryota; Viridiplantae; Streptophyta; Magnoliopsida; Rosales; Rosaceae. The record is from RefSeq and is a predicted model, not a curated record.